Meriones unguiculatus (Mongolian gerbil) is the source of this 3078-nucleotide messenger RNA. It is a transcript of the gene Ppp1r21, whose product is annotated as protein phosphatase 1 regulatory subunit 21. The transcript is spliced from 22 exons. Bases 101 to 2440 code for a protein of 779 amino acids. NCBI's taxonomy places the organism in Eukaryota, Metazoa, Chordata, Mammalia, Rodentia, Muridae. The record is from RefSeq and is a predicted model, not a curated record. Gene Ontology annotation, cellular component: membrane; early endosome.
GGAGCAGGCUGAGCCCUGCCCGGGAGCAAGUGUGGGGUUGGGGGCGGGGGGCGGGGCUCGGCAGGCCGGGCGGCCGGGCCUGGACGGGGCGGGGGAGGCCAUGGCCUCCGCGGAGUUGCAGGGCAAGUACCAGAAGCUGGCUCAGGAGUACUCGAAGCUCCGAGCUCAGAACCAGGUCCUGAAGAAAGGUGUGGUGGACGAGCAGGCCAGCUCCGCUGCGCUCAAGGAACAACUGAAAAUGAAGGAUCAGUCAUUGAGGAAACUACAACAGGAAAUGGACAGUUUGACAUUUCGAAAUUUGCAGCUUGCCAAGAGGGUGGAGCUGCUUCAAGAUGAGCUAGCGCUCAGUGAACCUCGAGGCAAGAAAAAUAAGAAAAGUGGAGAAUCGUCUUCUCAGUUGAGUCAAGAGCAGAAAAGUGUCUUUGAUGAAGAUCUUCAAAAGAAAAUCGAGGAGAAUGAACGGCUGCACAUACAGUUUUUCGAAGCUGAUGAGCAGCACAAACAUGUGGAAGCGGAACUGAGGAGUCGGCUGGCAGCUCUGGAAACAGAAGCUGCUCAGCACCAAGCUGUGAUUGAUGGCCUGACCCGGAAGUACAUGGAGACCAUUGAGAAACUACAGAAUGACAAGGCUAAGCUAGAAGUAAAAUCUCAGACUUUAGAAAAGGAGGCCAAGGAAUGUCGUCUUCGAACAGAAGAAUGUCAGUUACAGUUAAAGAAUCUUCAUGAAGAUUUGUCAGGUAGAUUAGAGGAAUCCUUAUCAAUCAUCAAUGAAAAAGUCCCUUUUAAUGAUACAAAGUACAGUGAGUACAACGCUCUCAACGUUCCCCUGCACAACAGGCGGCACCAGCUGAAGAUGCGAGAUAUAGCUGGGCAGGCCCUGGCCUUUGUUCAAGAUCUCGUGCCUGCUCUUCUGAACUUUCACACCUAUACAGAACAGAGGAUUCAAAUUUUUCCUGUUGAUUCUGCUAUAGACACAAUAUCACCAUUGAAUCAGAAGUUCUCUCAAUACCUUCAUGAAAAUGCGGCAUAUGUGCGCCCCCUGGAGGAAGGAAUGCUGCAUCUAUUCGAGAGCAUUACAGAGGAUACUGUGACUGUCCUGGAGACAACUGUGAAAUUGAAAAUGUUUUCAGACCAUCUAACUUCCUAUGUACAAUUCCUUCGGAAGAUCCUUCCGUAUCAGUUGAAGAGUUUAGAAGAAGAAUGUGAAUCUUCCCUUUGCACACCUGCAUUAAGAGCCAGGAACCUGGAGCUGUCCCAGGACAUGAAGAAGAUGACAGCGGUGUUUGAGAAGCUGCAGACAUACAUCGGUCUCCUCGCCUUGCCAAGUACAGAGCCAGAUGGACUCCUUCGCACAAACUACACUUCCGUCUUAACAAACGUUGGUGCUGCUCUGCAUGGGUUUCAUGAUGUCAUGAAAGACAUUUCCAAACAUUAUAGUCAGAAGGCUUCCGUAGAGCACGAACUUCCAACAGCAACACAGAAGCUGGUAACGACUAAUGACUGCAUCUUGUCGUCAGCAGUGGCGUUGACUAAUGGAGCAGGGAAGAUUGCAUCCUUCUUCAGCAACAACAUGGACUACUUCAUUGCUUCACUGAGCUAUGGGCCCAAGACAGCCAGCGGAUUCAUUAGUCCCCUUUCAGCUGAAUGCAUGCUACAAUACAAGAAGAAAGCUGCCGCCUACAUGAAGGCUUUAAGAAAGCCCCUCGCAGAGUCUGUGCCUUAUGGGGAAGCAGUGGCCAACCGCCGGAUUCUUCUCAGUUCUACAGAGAGUCGGGAAGGCCUUGCACAGCAGGUUCAACAGAGUUUGGAAAAGAUUUCUAAACUGGAGCAGGAGAAAGAACAUUGGAUGUUAGAAGCACAGUUAGCCAAAAUCAAACUGGAGAAGGAAAACCAACGGAUUGCAGACAGGCUGAGGAGUUCGAGUAGUGCACAGCUGCUUGCACUGGCCCAGGACAAUGCCAGUGGGUCUGCUGCUAGCCAGGAAGAAGCUGCCGCAAAGGUCCUGACAGAGCCUGUGCAGAGCACCAGCCUGAUUGGGAUUUUAACCAGGACGCCAGACAGUGAGGCUCCAGACGUGGAGAGCCGUGAGGACCUCAUUAAGAGCCAUUACAUGACGAGGAUAGCGGAGCUCACGUCUCAGCUGCAGCUGGCUGACAGCAAGUCGGUGCACUUCUACGCUGAGUGCCGAGCGCUGUCUAAGAGACUAGCCCUGGCGGAGAAGUCCAAGGACACCCUGACGGAGGAGAUGAAGCUAGCCAGUCAGAACAUCAGCCGACUUCAGGAUGAGCUGAUGACCACCAAGAGGAGCUACGAGGACCAGUUAAGUAUGAUGAGUGACCACCUGUGCAGCAUGAAUGAGACGCUGUCCAAGCAGAGGGAAGAGAUCGACACACUCAAGAUGUCCAGCAAGGGAAACUCUAAGAAGAACAGGAGUCGAUAGUCGACAGUAGCUGACCAGUGGCUGUUCCCUCCAGACCGGCUGCAGCUGCGGCCCGGAGACCAGACCCCACAACCAGUGCUGGCGGCUCUGGGAAGCUGACGCGCUGUCGGGCCUCAUACACUAGCCAGUGUUGUCUGUGACCUUGGGACAUUUGAAGUAUAUUUGUAAACAGCAAGGCAAAUACAGAAUUUGAUGUUGACAGUCAAAUGGAAAACAAUAGACAUAACCAUGGAUAUUGUAGGUUUCCUUACGCUGUUUUUACUGUGCACUUUUUAAAAUUAGGAUUUAAUUUCAGUAUGUAAGAACAAAUAUUUUGUAUAUUUUCAAACUCAAUUAUAUGGUAUGGAUUUGGUAUCUAUGGAAUAGAUAUAUGUUUCUGGAUAAAAUGCUUAAAUUGUCAGAUGUCAUUACUACCUGUAUUGUCAUGUCUUCUUAUAAUUGAAAAUUGAAAGCUAUCUCAGAUUGUUUUUAAAAGAGUCUCUCCCUCCCCCUCUUUCUUCCCUCCAUCCCAUGGGGGUGCCAAGCCUUGCAGCCUUUAGAGCCUCGGGGGUUGCUGAUGUGUGUACACCUGUACAGAACUCUCUGUGUUAGAAUAAUUGCUGAAGGAAUUCCUGUCAAUAAAUUCCUGCCCACACAAA